UGUGCUUCACCUUUCCACAGCCAGUAAAUAGUGGAGAAAACUUAUCUUGUCAUUUGAGAAGACUGUAAGUACGACAGCACAGAUGGAGGUGGUCAUGAGUGGGGUUUUUUACAGAGAAGGGAGGCCAGUGUCUUGUCUUUUGGCAGAAUAAACAAGUGUCCCUCCCUCCCCGGGCCAGUGUCUGCCUCACGACCCCGCCUCCUGUGCCCCCGGUCACACAUACCACCACAGAGCUCCUAAUAUAGACCCGAGUGCUUCGUCGAAAAGGGUAGAGAACUGAGCAGACUCAGCAACCAGAAACCUUUUUCAUGGACGCACAGCGGAAUUAUAGAGGCCCCUUCACAGAUGUCAGUCUCAGAAAAGAAGAAGGCAAUGCAGAGGAAAGAGGCCGAUGCCACAGUCUACAUGAACUUCAUGAAGAGUCACCGCUGCUAUGACGCCAUUCCAACCAGCUGUAAACUGGUCAUAUUCGACACCAAGCUACAAGUGACGACGGCCUUUUUCGCUCUGGUGGCAAACGGCUUGAGAGCUGCGCCUCUGUGGGACAGCAAGUUGCAAAGAUUUGUGGGUAUGCUGACUAUUACAGAUUUCAUCAACAUCCUGCAUUGCUAUUACAAGUCUCCUUUGGUCCAAAUGUGUGAGCUGGAGAGCCACAAGAUUGAGACAUGGAGAGGUGAUUCAUUUCGAAAUGUGUACAUACAGUGUUCCAAUCACUCCCUCAUUAGUAUUUCUCCAGAGGCCAGCCUCUUCGAUGCCAUCUAUUUCUUACUUAAAUACAAGAUCCACAGGCUGCCCGUCAUCGAUCCGGAGUCGGGAAAUGUCCUGCACAUUCUCACCCACAAAAGAAUCCUCAAGUUCCUCCACAUAUUUGGGAAGAAAGUUCCCAAGCCUGCGUUCAUCCGAAGGCAGAUCCGGGAGCUUGGGAUCGGAACGUUCAGGAACAUUGCCACUGUUCAGCAAACGGCGUCGCUCUAUGAAGCCCUCUCCAUAUUUGUGGACAGGCGGGUGUCUGCACUGCCGGUGGUGGACGAACGCGGGAAAGUGGUGGCACUAUACUCAAGAUUUGAUGUGAUUAAUCUCGCCGCCCAGAAGAGUUACAACAAUCUGGACAUGACCAUGCGGGAGGUCGUUCGCAGGCGCUCAUGUUUCGUCGAGGGAGUAAUCAAGUGCUAUCCCGAGGAAUCCUUGGAAACUAUCAUAGACCGCAUUGUUAAAGCGGAGGUCCAUCGGCUGGUCCUGGUGGACAGGGCUGAUGUGGUGAGGGGCAUCAUCUCUCUGUCUGACCUGCUGCAGGCCAUGGUCUUAACCCCUGCAGGUAUUGACGCCCUUUUGCCCUAGCACCAGGGGACAGGGGGUCCCCCCUUCCUCCUUUACCACCUGUGUAGGCUUGAGUCCUGGUCAUGCACGUGGGCAGAUUCACCAUAUGAUUGAAAGUGAGAGAUCACAAGAGGAAGAAAGAUUUCCCCGCCUGCGCCGUUGUUUACGUUGAGAUGACUUCUGUGGCCUGGGUUAAAGUCGAGCAACAAAGAUGGACACGAAUCUGACCUUGAUAUUGUGACGAAUCCCAGCACCGUAUGGGCUGCGUUUGAUCAAAUUGAUCAAUAUUUGUUUACUCAAUAAGGUACAUUUCUGUAUUAAACGUUCAUAGCAAAAGGUGGUGUGUGUAUGUAUGCGUGCGUGAAGCGUGCGUGCGCGUGUGUGUGUGUUUUCUAUGCGUCAUGUCCUGGAGAAAUACAAUAUGUGAGCUAUGGCUUAAA
Molecule: messenger RNA, 1757 nt
Organism: Scophthalmus maximus (turbot)
Lineage: Eukaryota; Metazoa; Chordata; Actinopteri; Pleuronectiformes; Scophthalmidae
Gene: prkag3a
Product: protein kinase, AMP-activated, gamma 3a non-catalytic subunit
Exons: 13
Coding region: 346-1338 (330 amino acids)
Source: RefSeq, a predicted model, not a curated record